AUGGCAACUAUAAAUAAUAAUAGUACAUCAUUAGAACCAAUAGCUGUUAUAGGUAUAGCAUGUGAAUUCGCAGGUGAUAUUUAUUAUGCAAAUGAUUUAUGGUAUACAUUAAAAGAAAGUCAAGAUGCUGGUAGUGCAAUAACAAUUGAUCGAUUUGAUCUUGAAUCAUUUAUUGGUCAUAUGCUUAAUAUGGACAAUAAUGGACAACUUCACCAAAAACUUCUUCGUGCUGAUGCUGAACCAGCCAAUAUUGAUCCAUGUCAUAGAUCACCUAUAUUAAAAUUUGUUGAUUUACUUGAUGGUGAUGGAUACAGUAUUGAAAAAAUUGAUGCUGAACGUGAUGGCGAUCCAAUUGAAGCUAAUUGUUUAGAUCGAUUUUUUAAUCGAUCAAAUCUUGAUCCACCAUUAUUAUUAGAUUUAAUUAAAAGUAAUUUAGGACAUACAGAAGGUGCAGCUGGUGUUAUAUCACUUAUUAAAGUUGCUAUGUGUAUGUAUCAUCGUGGUAUUACAACAAAUAUACAAUUUACUUCACUUAAUCCUAAAAUAGAAGCACAAAAAUAUAAUCUACAUAUUCUUCAAAAUUUUCUACCUUUUCCGUCCGUUUCAAAUAAUGAAAAAACAGCUAUUGGUGUUAAUUUAUUCGAAACGGUUGGUUCAACGACACAUUCUAUCAUUGAAGAAUAUCAGUCAAAUAAAACAUCAAUUGAAAAUGGUUAUAUCGAUGAAAAUCAUAUUAAAAGCAGAUAA
Adineta steineri is the source of this 747-nucleotide messenger RNA. The record is from the annotation of a GenBank genome assembly. Lineage: Eukaryota; Metazoa; Rotifera; Eurotatoria; Adinetida; Adinetidae.